AUGGCGCCUCAAACCUACUUUGAGCGAGUUCGAUCCCGCACCGCACUGCGCAAGCACAUGGGCAGUACUGCACCGCUCCGCCAGUGGCUGCAGAGUAACCUGCGCUCAGCGAGCAGUUGGAGCACGACAGAGCUUUACGCCAGCCGAGUCGUUGUGCGCCAUGUCCGAGGCGGCGUCCUACAGUAUCCCGACCCGACCAAGACUGGCGCGGUCCUCACGGCGCCUCCAGAGCAGCCCGGCGAGGAACUGUCCAAAAUUAUUGCCCCGCUGCGGCCCGGCGAGAAACUCCCAACUGAGACGGAGCUCGUGCACCGGCUGGGCGGCACCGCGGGCGUGUUUUGGGCAGCGCUGCACUGCUGCACCCACCCACCCGCAGUCUCGGUCCCCCAAGAUCGCAUGGACAGCUGGCUGGAGGACACGACUGUGCAGCUCGCCUCCACGUUCCUGCGGCAUGCCCUGAUUUACUGUCCGCUGCAGCUCGUGUCCGCCGGCAAUAUCAAUCCACGAAUGUUGCUCGAAUUUUCGGGCGUACGACAGCGCAUGGUGGCCACCCUCGGGACUGGUGGCCUCUCGUUCGAGGCUACGGCCGACGGCAAAGUGGCCGUGCUAUAUCAAAAUAGCACUGGCCACUUCACGGAUCGCAAAGAGACAGUCGCUUUGCUAGACGCAAAAAAACGCGUCAAGAAGGUGCGGGAAGGGAAACCAAUCUUCACCGACCAAGUUUUAGGUCAGAUCGUCGGCGAGGCCCUCGCGCUACGAUUGUCGCAAGCUGCAAAGGCAACGGGCCUUCGCAAUGAGACCAUUGUUGUGAUUAGCGCUGUAAAGCACUACUUGUGCUUUGUCGGUGUUCAUAUCCCCGCCGCGUAUGUCGAGAAGAAUCAAAAUCGCGGAAACGAAGAGGACGAACAUGGUCAAGAGGGCGAGCAGGGCGAGCAGGGCGAGGAGGACGGGGAGGACGGGGAGGACGGGGAGGACGAGGAGGACGAGGAGGACGAGGAGGACGAGGAGGAGAGCCAGGAUGAGGACUGCGGGGAGAUUAUCACAUUGCGUGUUACCGACUGGCUCGACCUCAGCACGGAACACUGCCGCCAGCUUGCUUGCAAAAACAUCGCAGCUUUUGUCAAUUGGCAGCAAAAGGUUUCGCAAUCAGCUUAG
This is a messenger RNA of Gaeumannomyces tritici R3-111a-1, 1155 nucleotides long. RefSeq lists its product as hypothetical. Lineage: Eukaryota; Fungi; Ascomycota; Sordariomycetes; Magnaporthales; Magnaporthaceae. The record is from RefSeq and is a predicted model, not a curated record. The transcript has 2 exons. Bases 1 to 1155 code for a protein of 384 amino acids.